AUGUUCGGAAAACUUCUCCUCCUCUUUAUUCUCGUUCCCGCGAUCGAGCUCUACCUCUUCUUUACCAUCGGCAAAGAGCUCGGGCUUUUUAACACCAUCCUCGUCAUCAUCAUGACGGCUAUCAUCGGAGCGGCCCUUACCAAAUCUCAAGGUCGGCAAGUCCUCGCCAACUUUCAAAACGCCACCGCCAGCGGCAAACUCCCCGCCAAAGAAGCUCUCGAUGGCGUCCUCAUCCUCAUUGCAGGAGCCGUCCUCCUCACCCCCGGCUUCCUCACCGAUGCCUUCGGCUUUCUUCUCCUCAUCCCCCCCGCCCGAAACAUCAUCCGCAACUUCCUCGCCAAACGCCUUAAAGGAAAA
Messenger RNA from Nerophis lumbriciformis (worm pipefish), 357 nucleotides. The record is from RefSeq and is a predicted model, not a curated record. Lineage: Eukaryota; Metazoa; Chordata; Actinopteri; Syngnathiformes; Syngnathidae.